AUUCCUCCAAUGAGGAUCCGGUUUAUUGAGACAAGACAUUAACACUUCCGCAUCAGACCUCAGCAACAAACUCAGUCAGAGGCAGUGCAAAAAGGACAUGGAUGUUGAUAAAAGUGAGGGAAAUCGUGAUGACAUCUCAAGCAAUGUUGUCAAGAUCCCAGAGCGAAUGUUACUCCGGGAGCAGGCGAGGCUGGACGAGGUCGAGCGGAGGAAGGAGGCCAAAGAAAGCCAUUCGGUCGCGGACGAAAACAGUGAGUUUUUCACUAAGGCGUUCAACAGAGACCGGGCAGCCAUUGAAGACCUGAUUUCCAUUUGCUCUGGGGCUGAUCGGGCAUCGGCAACGCAAACAUUGGAUGCGGCUACUGCUAAGACACAACAAUUACAAAAGUUUCUGAAUGACAGCAUGAUGUUUCUGGCGCAAUACGAGUUAAGACAGGCACAAGCUGCCUUGCAAAAACUGCAGACAUCCCUCGCCGAAAAGAGAGAUGAGGCUUUGCCUAAAAAGAAAUUCGCCUUCCGAUCCCGUACGAAGGCUACCGAACAGGUCGACGACACGGUACCAGCAACCCUAGCUGGGGAGACUGUUAUCGAUGGUCAAACACCCGCAGCAUCUGAUAUUGGCAAGGUGGAAGAGACUGUGCAAUGUGGCUUUUCCAACAUGGAUGAUGUGGUUCUCACCAAAACGGCAGGGGAGAUCAAUAAAAAUGAUGUUUUGUUGUCUCAACUGACAAACUGCAAGGUUCGUCUAUUUGGUUCACCCAGCACACUACACAUCAAGAACGUGAGUGGCUGUGAGAUCCUUUGCGGCCCAGUGUCUGGCUCUGUAUUCGUGGACCACUGUAGCAACACCACCCUCGUUCUCCCCUGCCAGCAGCUGAGAACACACAACACCACUUCCACACAGGUGUACCUGCAUGUGACCAGCCGUGCCAUCAUCGAGGACUGCCAUGGGGUCAGCUUCGCUCCGUUUACCUGGUCCUAUCCAACCCUGGACGAGGACUAUGUGGUGUCUGGACUGGACCUCGCCCGCAACAACUGGUCCCAGGUGGAUGAUUUUAACUGGCUUGCUGCAACACAGUCACCUAACUGGACUCUCAUUCCUGAGGAGGAUAGAAAAACAACUUGGGAGACCUAAACGAAGGAUUCAGUUUCUCGCGAUAGGACUCUUAUAAAACCAACAUGUGAAAUAUGUCUGCUGUUCUUAAACUACAUUGCAAUCCACCUAUUAACAGAACUUUUGGCCUUUGUAUGUUUUCAAGGUUAUUUAUGACACACUACAUGUCAUUGCCAUUUCAUCAAUAUCAAACGUUCAGCUAAAGAACUUAAAGCAAUUGUGACAUAUUAUUGCUUUGAAUGACAUAAAGCACUUGCAUGCAAUGUUCAUAAAUGUUGAAUAAUUAAUUGAUCUUCAGAAGGAGUUGGAUUAAAAGGCACGGUAGGAUGUCUAGACAAAAUACAUGUGCCUUUCAUGUUAGUGAUGUUGUUUACUAUCUACAUGUGAUUUACAACUUUUGUUCAACAGAUAUUUAAUGAUGGCUUUGCUUGUUUUAAUUAAAGUGUUUUGAUGAGCAUU
Gadus macrocephalus (Pacific cod) is the source of this 1573-nucleotide messenger RNA. RefSeq names its product tubulin folding cofactor C (gene tbcc). Gene Ontology annotation, molecular function: tubulin binding. NCBI's taxonomy places the organism in Eukaryota, Metazoa, Chordata, Actinopteri, Gadiformes, Gadidae. The record is from RefSeq and is a predicted model, not a curated record. Gene Ontology annotation, biological process: tubulin complex assembly; post-chaperonin tubulin folding pathway. The transcript has a single exon. Gene Ontology annotation, cellular component: cytoplasm. Bases 98 to 1135 code for a protein of 345 amino acids.